AUGUCAUGGAUAAAAUUGGUUCAAUGGACCAAAUCACUGUUUCUUGGAAAAAAAGAACUUUGGAAGAAAAUAAUCAAAUGCACCGUAGCUUAUGAAAUUGGAAUUAUCCUGGUACUCAUUCCAGAGGUCAGCCCUCAUCUCGGAGCUGUGCCUUACCUACUACCUUUAGGUACUCUGUUCUUUAACCCAAGUGGAACAACCGGUAAUCAAUGCAUCGAGAUGAUUCUCAACAUUGGAAUGAUGAUCAUUCCUGUUAUUUGGUCCGCCAUUGUAGCCUAUCUUUGCACACUUUACAACAGAGCUCUCCUAAAUGGUCAUAAAGGAUUAUACAGCAAUGGUGCAGGUGUAAUAGCUGGUAUAGGAUUUGGUAUCAGUAUGAUGGGGAUUGCAUACUAUCGUCUCAAGUACCCCCGAUUAUAUAUUCCGGCCCUUCAAGGAUUUACCAUCCCGAUGUUUGCAUUAACGAAAGGGAUUUACAACACCUCUUUUAAUAUAAUAUCUAUUGUCGAUAUAUUUUAUCCUAUAAUUAUGGGUGGCGCCCUAGCCCUGCUCACCAACAUAUUUCUCUGGCCUGCAACGGCAUCGAAAUCAUUUGAAACAUCUCUUGAAGACGUCCUUUGUUCGAUUAGUCAGAUUCUUGAUUUUGUACAUACUGAUAUGUUAAAGAAUGACGACGCAGGAAUAAUGGCAGGUGAUUUGGAGUUGGCUAGAAAGCUUUCAACAAUGAGUGCCAAACUUCAAGCAGAUAUGACAAAAAUGAAUAAAGCCUGGUCUGAAGCAAAGUAUGAGGUAGUCGUAUCUCACUUCUAUCCUCGAUGGUAUAAAGCAACAGUUCAUUCUGUUGAAGCCCUUUGCCAAAGCAUGCUAGGUUUCUCAUUAGCAAUUGAGAAAGAAGCCCGGAUUAUGUUGGAUAUAAGAAUCUCCCGUCAAUUAGAAGAGUCAUACAGAGGUAUAUCCAAUGAGAAAGUAACUGAACACGAUACUCUACGCCAGCGUCAACCUGGAGUCAAUAAUCUGGAUGUUUACUCUACCCAUACGGUGAACUUAAUAUCGGCAUCCAACCCAAUCAAGUACCUUCACAUUAUACAUCUUCAAAACUUAAUCCAACCAGAACUCAAGCAAUUUCUUCGGACAUGCAGAAAGAUUAUGGAAGACAUCAGAGUUAAGAUGGCAGAUCGCAAAGCCAUACCAAGAAAGCGUACACAAUCAAAGAACUCUCUAUCUACACAUACUUCACCAGAGUUUCUUCAAGGGGCUGAAAGUAGUUGUAGUCUUGACAAAGCCCUAGGAGAUAUCAAGGCAACUUAUACAUUGCUACAUCACGAGUUCAAAGAUCGCAGUAUGACACCAAUGGAAGAGCAUUACUUGGUAUACACCAUUGUAUUUACUUUAAUAGAAUUUGGUAAAGAAAUGGAAAAUUUGGAAAUGUUCGUAGAUGAGUUGUUGAGACGCAGGGAGCCGAGAAGCUGGGCUCGUUUAUUUUUCCCGAGAGUUCCAUUAAAAAAAUGGCUUUCCAAGGGAGGGAAUGAUAACAAGGGUGAGCAUGAUCCAAGUGAGCAAACUUUGUUUAGCAAAGAGGUUGAGCGCGUGGAAACAAGACCAGGGUUACGUUCACAGGCUUCUGGUGUCUCAAAACCUAGAGAAACUUCUAGUUCUAUCAAUCGAAGUCGAUCAUAUUCAUCAAUGGAGACCGACUAUGGAAAUUUCACAGAUGAAGAAUACCCACUUCAAAACGCACCUGGAAGACAUGCGUGGAAUCGAUGGCUACGUUCGGUUUUUGAUUUUCUUCAAUCUGGACCUACGCGAUACGCAAUAAAAUUUGGCCUGGUCACUGAAAUUCUGGCUUUCAUGGCAUGGUUGCCAAUACCAGGUGUUAACGGACUUUAUAACGAAAAUCACGGCCAAUGGGCACUUUUAUCGGCCAUGGUAGUAUUCAAUUAUACAGUAGGAUCAACAAUGCAACAGUGCUUUUAUAGAAUUGUUGCUACUAUUCUCGGCGCAGUAUGUGGGUAUAUUGCUCUGUUGGCUGGAAAUCGCAAUGAGAAUCCGUAUGUUGUUGCCGUCCUUGUGCUUGUAUUCCAAAUUCCACUUUGGUACUUUUUACUUGGAUCGACCUAUCCACGCAUUGGUUUUAUAUCCUUACUCACAAUGAGUGUUAUUGUGUCCACCGGUUAUUCCAAUAAUACGAAUGAGUCGCUAUUCGAUCCAGUGUGGAAGAGAACCGCAACUUCUAUUGUUGCCGUUUUAGUUGCCAUGAUUAUUGAUAAUCUGUUCUGGCCUGUUUGGGCGCGUGAGGUUAUGCGCAAGCAGCUAGCCUCCCUUCUUAACGAUACGGGAAUCCAAUACUCAAAAGUAGCCUCACUUGUGUGCCAAGAAAAUACGUCUUCGUAUCGCUAUCAAUCAACUUUGGCCGACACCACUAUACAAAGUAAACUUCUUUGGACACAACUUCAAUCAGCGCGGGAAAUGCUUCAGUUAUCUUGUACGGAACCCCGAAUAAGUAAGGCUCCGUUUCCAAUAGAGUCUUAUCAAAAGAUUAUCGAACAUGAACAGAAGAUACUCUAUUGGAUUAGCCACAUGAUCAGAGCUCAAAAACUUAUUGGACCUGAAGUACGAAAAGGGAUAAUGAAUCCUAUGAAUCCUCAUCGCAAAAUAUUGGCAUCUAUAGUUCACCUAUAUUUAUUCACUCUUUCUGGAUCUUUGGGCACAAAGUCAGCUUUGCCAGCUUCGCUUCCAUCCGCAGAAGAAGCAAGACGAAAAUUACAACAGCGUCAAGCAGAGCUAUGGAAGGAACAGUAUGAUACACUUUAUUCUAUGCAUACUCCAGAAGCCCACAAUGAAUGUGAUAUGAUGGUUUACUGGCAUACAUACGCAGCUGGAUCUGUAGAGGUUGUAAUGGAGCAAGAAGCUAUCGGUUCUGUGGUAGCAAAGUUGAUGGGCCAGCACAUAUUCCGGGCAGCUACCAAGGAUUGGAUAGAAACCUAA
Molecule: messenger RNA, 2985 nt
Organism: Phycomyces blakesleeanus NRRL 1555(-)
Lineage: Eukaryota; Fungi; Mucoromycota; Mucoromycetes; Mucorales; Phycomycetaceae
Exons: 4
Coding region: 1-2985 (994 amino acids)
Source: RefSeq, a predicted model, not a curated record